AUGGAUCCCUGCGGCCUAGAAUCCCAACCCACUGGCCAAGAGUCUGACCCCGCAGGCCUAGAUUUCGACUCUCCUGGUCAAGGUUAUUUCUCCACUGGCCUCGAGUUCAACUCUCUCUACCAAAAAUUGGCUGACUCUCUUAACGAAGAUUUUCUUUCUCAGUCCAAGCCAGGUGCCAUGACAGAAUUCAUAUAUGCAGGCACAUAUGAACCCCACCAGACUGCAGAACCACAGGCUCUCACAGAGGCAGAUCAAAAGGAGAUAGAAUCUGAGCUCACUAAAUUGGAGGCGGAAAUUGUAAGCUUACGCCACGUGCUACCAGUCAAAGAAAGACGCUGCGUGGAGCUCAAGAGGAAGCUAGGCCUCACAGCCUUGGUGGGGCUGAGGCAUCUAUCCAAGAGCUGGCAUGAUGUUCAGGUCUCCAAUGUCUCCAUGAAACAAAAGACAUCAACUGCCCUGUCCACCAUGGGCUCUGCCAUCUGCAGGAAGCUUGGAGACAUGAAGAAGUCGGCCAUAUUUAGAUCCUUGGAAGGUCUGGUAGGGACAAUCAAGUCCACAGUCGGAGGUGGCAGAGAGCUUGGCAAUGACUACCUUCCUGCUUCAGUGAUGUAUGUGGAUGAUCCGCUCCCGGUUUCAGGGAGUAGGUAUGCUCCGCUCCUAAUUUCAGGGAGUGGAAAUGAUCCGGUUACAGGAAGUGAGGAUGACCCGCUUCCCUUUAUGGAGCUGGAAUAA
Molecule: messenger RNA, 732 nt
Organism: Hipposideros armiger (great roundleaf bat)
Lineage: Eukaryota; Metazoa; Chordata; Mammalia; Chiroptera; Hipposideridae
Gene: TPD52L3
Product: TPD52 like 3
Cellular component (GO): cytoplasm
Source: RefSeq, a predicted model, not a curated record